Cucumis sativus (cucumber) is the source of this 1988-nucleotide messenger RNA. Its product is annotated as probable serine incorporator. The record is from RefSeq and is a predicted model, not a curated record. NCBI's taxonomy places the organism in Eukaryota, Viridiplantae, Streptophyta, Magnoliopsida, Cucurbitales, Cucurbitaceae. Gene Ontology annotation, cellular component: membrane. Bases 513 to 1715 code for a protein of 400 amino acids. The transcript has 14 exons.
GUCACGAGGAGAAAAAAAAAAAAGGACUGAACUGAAAAAACAACAACCUUACGGCGGGAAAAAGAAACAGCGCUCAAAGGAAACCUUCCUAAAAGCAAUCUCUCUAUCUCUCUCUCUCAUUUCAUUUUAUAUGUAAUUCAACUCUCAAAAUUCUUAACCAAAACUCCAGAUUCUCUCCCUGCUUCCUUUCUUCCUUCCGGAGAGAUUUUCUUCAGAAAUUUCCCGGAGAAAGAACGAUUAACAUUCAACCUUUUCUCCACUAACAUUCUCAAUUUCUUCAAUCUUCUCUCCUUGAUUUCGGUAACUGGAUCCGUUGCAGUGGCCUACUUUUUCAAUUUCCAUGCCUGUACAGUACUCCAUUGCGAAACUCGGUCUAGGAUCCUAGAGCCGAGCCCACACAGAUGCAAUUACCAAGCUGACAGUUAAAGGAAGAGAAGCAAGUUGUGAAAACCCCGUUUGAUUCUGUACUAUACAGAGAAUAAUGGAUGAAAUGUAGACUGCCUUAAGUAGAAAUGGAGACUAGCGGCGGAGGAAGCUCCGACGAGGGUCGCCGCAUAUUCAAGGCUGAUACAUGGUUUAGCCAAUUUCGCAAUGGAUCUAAUCCUUGGAUGGCAAGAUAUAUUUAUGCCUUAAUGUUUCUAAUUGCUAAUUUGUUGGCAUGGGCUGUCCGGGAUUAUGGCCGCGGCGCAUUGACAGAGAUGGAAAGAUUAAAAGGAUGUCACGGGGCGCGUGAUUGUCUAGGUGCUGAAGGAGUUCUUCGUGUAAGCUUGGGAUGCUUUAUAUUUUAUUUCACCAUGUUUCUUUCUACAACUGGCACUUCAAAGAUGCGAGGACGUAGAAGUACUUGGCAUUCUGGAUGGUGGUCUGCAAAGAUUAUCUUAUGGGUUGCCUUCAUAAUCAUCCCCUUUGUGCUUCCCGCCACCGUUAUUCGACUAUAUGGGGACGUUGCACAUUUUGGUGCCGGGGUCUUUCUCCUGAUUCAGCUUGUAAGCGUGAUAAGCUUUAUAACAUGGUUGAAUGAUUGUUGCCAAUCCGACAAGCCUGCAGACAGAUGUCAAAUACACAUCAUGUUACUUGCAACAAUGGCAUAUGUGAUCUGUUUAGUGGGAAUCAUUUCAAUGUACAUAUGGUAUGUGCCACAGCCGACUUGUCUUCUCAAUAUUUUUUUCAUUACGUGGACACUGGUUCUACUCCAACUCAUGACCAGCGUUUCUCUCCAUCCAAAAGUGGAUGCUGGCAUCCUGACUCCUGGUUUGAUGGGGCUCUACAUAGUAUUUAUCUGCUGGUGCGCCAUUAGGAGUGAACCAGGAGGAGGAAAGUGUGUUAGAAAUGCAGACUCUUCAAACAAAACCGACUGGCUAACCAUUAUAAGCUUUAUCGUUGCUGUACUUGCAAUGGUUAUAGCAACAUUCUCCACCGGAAUUGACUCCAAAUGUUUCCAGUUCAGGAAGGAUGACAAACAAGACGAAGAAGAUGAUGUCCCAUACGGCUAUGGUUUCUUCCACUUGGUUUUCGCCACCGGAGCAAUGUACUUUGCAAUGCUUUUGAUUGGUUGGAAUACAAAUCACCCCAUUCGAAAGUGGACAAUUGACGUUGGAUGGACAAGCACUUGGGUUAGGAUUGUCAAUGAAUGGCUCGCUGUUUGUGUUUACUUAUGGAUGCUGGUGGCUCCAGUGAUAUGGAAGAACAGGCAAAUGGUUGUAGGAGCUGUAUGAGAAAUCAAACCCCCAAUUCAUUCAAUGCGUGGCUCCAAAAAUUCCUUCCUGAUUGAAUUAUAUUAUAUUAUAUAUAGGAUUUGGAGUCACCCUAUAAAAUUCAAAACAUGUAAUUCCCAAUAGCUUUUUUUUUUUUUUUGAUGAUUUGAUUUGUUCCCUCAAAUAGAAAAGAAAAAUGUGUAGUCUUUUAAAACAUUGCCUCAUUUGUAAAUAUAUAUAUAGUAGCUUAUUAAGCUUAUUAACGAACAGGUGGCUCAACUUAUUAUAAAAUUA